CGCGUGCUUGCAAGCUGUUCAAGAAGAGGACGAUUCUUUUCACGUAGUCCGUCUGUGGAGUAGGGCAGCUCCAGACGAGACAUCCAGCAAGGAGUAAGAGGGUACGGGGUAUCUGCCAUAUAAAUUACAGCAAUAAAACCAAAACUGGGUUUCGAGUUGGUUGUCGGCUGUGUCGUCUUUAAGAUGUGGAGGCUGUAUUUGCGACUGGUGGCCAUUGCAGCUCUUUGUCUAUGUACCCUUGCCCAAGCUCAAUCAGACUUAUUCCAGUUAGGAGACAAAAGAAAUACAAAUAAAUAUUGUGGCAGAAAUCUAGCAAAUAUGCUUCGAUACGUUUGUAAUGGAAAUUACUACCCAAUGUUCAAAAAGGCAUCACAAGAUGUGGAAGAUGUGAAUGACUCUGGUAUUUGGAUACAGCCUCUACCAAUAGAAGAACCCCAAUUACAAUAUCCAUUCCAUUCAAGAUCAAAUGCAGCAACCCUUGUUCCUGGCUCACUCAGAAGACAUACACGCGGUGUUUAUGAUGAAUGUUGUCGCAAAAGUUGUACCAUACAAGAAAUGGUAAGCUAUUGUGGAAGUCGAUAGUCUAUGAACAGACAAUAAAAGGAAACAUCAUCUUAUUGCUUAUAAAUAGACUGUGACUUAAUAAAGGGAACACUCUGUACAUACUGCAACUGGUGUUUAAAAUUUCCAAAACAGUGUUUUGUGACUGUUUACAAAUAAAACCAUUUUAAAUGUC
Molecule: messenger RNA, 736 nt
Organism: Zootermopsis nevadensis
Lineage: Eukaryota; Metazoa; Arthropoda; Insecta; Blattodea; Termopsidae
Source: RefSeq, a predicted model, not a curated record